GUUCUCUAUUUAAGCGGCUCGGGGUCGCGCUCCACUGCUAGCGGCGCCUUGGGAAGCGGCGGGACUGUCAAGAGGCCGAAGCGCGGUCCAGAAGGACGAGGGUGCUUGAUUUUGUUUUAAUUGCUAACCCAGAAAGACUGCAGCCAUGUCUCUGGAAGACAUCCACAUGAACACCAAGGAUUUGCUCGAAAAAAAGCAAUUAGAUGCUGGAGGAUUUGGAGUAAUUUCUUUGUGCUUUCACAAGAAACAUGGAUAUGUAGUGUUAAAAAAAGUGUAUACAGGACCACAGCGCACUGAGUACAAUGUUUCCCUUCUUGAAGAAGGCAGGAUUAUGCGCAGACUGCAGCAUGACCGUGUGGUGAAGUUACUUGGCGUCAUUUUGGAAGAUGGAAACUACUCACUUGUGAUGGAGUAUGUGGACCGGGGGAACAUGAUGAAAGUGCUACACAAUGUCUCACUACCUUUGUCAGUGAGAGGGCGUUUUGUGCUGGAGAUCACAGAAGGAAUGCUUUAUCUGCAUGAGCAAGGCCUUGUACACAAGGACCUAAAACCAGAAAACAUCCUUGUGGACAGAGACUUCCACAUUAAGAUUGCAGAUCUUGGUGUUGCCUCCUUUAAGUGCUGGAGUAGGCUGACCCAAGAAGAAACUGUCCGACAGAAGCAAAUGAAGAGCACUUGCCAGAACAAUGCUGGGACUCUUUUCUAUAUGGCACCAGAGCAUUUACGCUGUGUUAAUGCUAAACCAGUGGAGAAAUCAGAUGUUUACAGCUUUGGCAUUGUGAUCUGGGCAAUUUUUGCUAACAAAGAGCCAUACGAAAAUGGUAUAAAUGAAACCCAGAUUUGCUUUGGCAUCAUGAAUGGAAACAGACCAGACAUAAGGGAGAUCACUGAUAAAUGUCCAGUGGAAAUUAUUGACUUAAUGCAGCAAUGCUGGGAUGAAGAUUCAGAGAAACGUCCAACCUUUGCAGAAAUCAGUGAAAGAUACAAGCCAUUUUACUAUCAAAAUCUAGAAAAAAAUAUUGAAGAAGAUCUGAAGAAUUUAAAAGAAAUACGGCCUGAGUCAAAUGAACUGCUGCAUAGCAUGAAAUCCCUUCAAAUAGAUGCUGUACCAGAAGAUACCAGCAAUGGUCAAGUAGAUCAGCCUAAUUCUCUACACAGCUCUCAAGGCCCCAUGACCAGCGAGGUUAACGAAGCCCUGUUUGCUGCCUCCCCUAAGAACCAGCCCAUUGAGAGCUGUGAGACCUCCUUUGCAUCUCCUGAUAAUCUGGAAAGAAAACUUCAGCAUGAAUACAACUACCACGCCUAUGGGAGCCGGAUGGAUAAAGCAGUUCCACCUGGAGUAUACAGCCCUGAAAUGACAGAGGAGGAAAGGAGACUGAGAGUUUCCUACGAUCUGUUUGCAAAGCCAUCUCCUGCUUCUCAACGGAGCGAGCUGUAUCCAAGAGGUGAAAAAAUAGGAUCAAACACUAAUCCAUAUUUCUGGCCACAGGCAACUGCAACGACACCAAAAUGGGGAAAUGUAGAUGUUUUUUACGGGCCCAAUCCCAACAGCCUUCCAACAGGAAACCCAGUAGAUGCCUAUGGAUUGUAUUCAGCCAGUAACUUGAGCCUAAGUAAACCUCCUGUGCCGGAAUCUGGACAAAACCUGCUGUCACAGACCAACGUGAACUGGUAUUCAAAGAAUUCAGACACAGAUACAGGUUACAGGGAUUCCACUUCUUUCACAAGGGGAACAUUUGCAUACUAUCCCAGUGCACCCAGAAUAAGCCCAGUUCCUUAUACAGAUGAUUCAAUCAAGUACAACAUAAGUAACAGCUCUGGAAUUCAAAUUGGAUCCUACAAUCACAUGAAGAUUGAAGAGCAGAAUCCACAUGUCAGCCCUUCUCCUCUUGCUAUGGAAGAAGUUUAUACACAUUAUGAAGCAAUGGGUAUAUUUGACGAUACUACUGUCCUGACAGAAAAGCAUUUGAAUCUAGUGAGAGAAAAGCUGGCUAAGCAGUGGAAGCACUGUGCUCGGAAACUGGGCUUUGGUGAUCCUGAGAUUGAUGAAAUUGAUCAUGACUAUGAACGAGAUGGACUAAAAGAAAAAGUUUACCAAAUGCUGCUCAAGUGGGAAAUGAGGGAAGGCUCCAAAGGUGCUACAGUUGGAAAACUUGCCAAGGCCCUCUUUGGCUGCCAAAGACUGGAUCUCCUUAGUAGUUUGAUGCAAAUCCAAGAAGAAUAAGUUUACUGAGAACAGACUUCCUAGCGUUCUGCUUUUUGCACAGACUUUUUGGAACCUAUUAUUUUCCACCAACCAAUUCUCAGUGAAUACCUCCAAUAAAUCAAAAAGUUCAUGUCACAAUAUUUGGUCUUCCAAAGGUUAAAAAGAAAAGCAUCUUCCUUCCAAAUAGAAUGACUGUACUGUCCAGAGAUAACAACAACAAAAUGCAAGACAAAUAUCAAUUCAAGGAGAAUGUGUUGCACUAAAUUUCUGCAUUCUACUCUUGAAAUGUUGGCAAUGUUCAGUUCUGAAGAUUGACCUACUGCUUGAAAAACUGUUAUAGAAACCCAAAUCAAUCUUAAAUUUUGCCACAAGUGCCAAUACUUAUGCCAGUAUUUGACUGGUCUAAGUCAAUAAUACAUUUCAAAUAUUUUUAUAAUUUUUAAUAAAUAUAAAUGUCUAGAAUUAUGCAGAACAGCAGCAUAAAUAAAAGCAAAACCUGUUUCUGGCUUUAAAAGCCUAUAAGUGAUAUUUCAUAGUUAUAAUGUUGCGUUAGAUUUUUACAUUCUUUGGUAGAAAAGUUUUUACAGGGUAAGAGUCUCAUCUGCUUUAUGAAAUAAUGAAAAAAUAAGUUCAAUCAGUAUGUAAUCCAAAUUAAAAUCUCAAGAAUACAAGAGCUUCAAGAAGGGAAAGGUGCCUUAUUACCUCUUGACUGAAGACCCAUCCUCCUACUUGCUCGGGGGCCUCAGUGUCACUACGUUCUGAAUCUCUUAGGCUGCAUUUAUGUGCCUGGAAAUGUUAGUGGAUGCUGAGAUUAAACUGGCAUGCUGCAGCCUGCUGCCAGAAGAGCAAAUUCUUUAAACCUCCAAAAUGUUGUGCAAAGACUAUUUCACAGCACUCAGGUUGUCUCUAAAGAACACUGGAACAGCUCUGUAAUGUAGAUGAUGAUAUCCCAGUGCCUGGAAAUGUUCCUUGUCACUCUGUCUUCCUAAUGUUGACAAUCUCAGUGUGCAAUAUCUAUGAAAGAAGAAUUAUUGGAAGUUUUCUGACCGAAGAAUUACACCAAACUCUUCUUAUGAAGGACAACACCUCCUUUUCCAUCAGAUUUACAGCUGUUUCAAGCAGAUGUUUUAAAGCAGGUAAUUGUGUAAGCUGUACAUAGAGCACUAAGUGCUCCUUUUUGUUAGUAGCUAUUCAUUUAAAUUGUAAAAAAAAAAAAAAAAAAAAAAAAAAAGUAGUAACUAGUGGAGUGCAGUUAGAAUGGAUUUCUGUUCCUUGAUACAGCACCCACCAUUUCAGUGGAAGCAAAAUGAAACUGUAAUCAAAGCAAGCAUCAAUAUAUUUGUCACCUUUAAACCUACUUAAAAUUUAUUGAAUUGCCUUACAGUUUUGACGUAGCAGCAUGUGAAAUCUUCUAUAACUCUUGAAUACAAUAGAAUGAUGUGGUUUAUCUGUCUAAUAUAAGCAUACAUUUCCCAGAAAAAGAAAAAUUAUUCUUUAAGCCGAUAGAGAGAGGGGGUAGGGAGUGUCUUCUCUAUGUCAGUUCACAGAACUAGAGCCAGCAGCAACUGUGUUAGUUCAUGAAACAGAUCAGAGUGUCCAUUGAUGUUCUCUUAACACUGGUUGCACUGUAUUGCUGCAUCAAUUCCCAAGCCCCCAUUGGUUUUUAAAGUCUUCCAUAUCUGCAGUCUUUAUUUAAACAAUAUGCAAUUUUUCAAUCAUAACAUCUUUGUCUUAUUUGGUACACAGAAUGAAUGGUGAUAAUUCAAUGGACAUACAUUA
Hirundo rustica (Barn swallow) is the source of this 3985-nucleotide messenger RNA. RefSeq names its product receptor interacting serine/threonine kinase 1 (gene RIPK1). Gene Ontology annotation, molecular function: protein binding; JUN kinase kinase kinase activity; ATP binding. Bases 146 to 2224 code for a protein of 692 amino acids. NCBI's taxonomy places the organism in Eukaryota, Metazoa, Chordata, Aves, Passeriformes, Hirundinidae. The record is from RefSeq and is a predicted model, not a curated record. The transcript has 12 exons. Gene Ontology annotation, biological process: signal transduction; protein phosphorylation.